UAUAUAAAUAUAAUAUAUAUACAUGUAUGUACAUACGUAAUGCAUGGAUAUAUGCAUUUGUUUACAAUUAAAACACUCAUUUUAAAUAAUCGUUAAUUUCAAAUCACGACAUUAUUUUUUCAACUUUAUGUGAAAUUAAUUAAGUUUUAUCUUGUUAAAUAGAUAAAUUAUAAAUAAUAUGUCAUCAGAUAAGUCUUCUGGGGAUGGGCCUCCAACUGGCAGGAAAAGAAAAUAUAAAUUGUAUAAAAAAAAUCCCAAUAAACAAGUACCAUUAAGGACAUUAGAUAGGUGGGCAGCCAAAAAGCUACUUAAAGCUGAUAGACCCAGUACAUCUGCGCUUGAAGAAGAAUCAAACGUAAACUAUGAGUCAAGUUAUAGUGCUGAAGAAAAUAGUGAUGACAGUUCUUGUACAAGUCAAAGCAGUAAUGAUAAUUAUAACGAGGAUAACCUUGAUGCACAAAUCAGUUAUGAUGACACUAUUAGGUUAUGACAAUACUAUUAGUGAUCAUGAAAUGCACAAUAUUGAGGACCAAGAAAUAUGUAACGAGAAUUAUGUGGUGAUUCAAAAUAUUGAUAAUACUCCUAGUAUUUUAAUCCAUGAAAAUAGUACUGUGACUGUUGACCAGAGCGUAUUUAAUUUGCUUGACUUCUAUAUUCAACAUAAACUGUCAAAAUCAGCUUUAAAGAAUGCUUUGAAGAUUCAACUAGCCAUCCUUCUUAGUGAAAAUAGAAUGCCUAAAACUGUAUUCAAAUUACUUCAGUAUGUUGAAAACUUAGCACCUCGUAAUGAAGUUUGGAAACAUUAUUAUUGUAAAAAUUGUUUAUUCUACCUUGGGAUUGCUUUUGAAAAAAUUUUAAAUUGUUCAUCUUGUUGUGCCGAUAAAAAGAAUUUCAAUUUUUUUUUUGAAUUUAAUCUUGAAGAUCAACUCAAAUAUUUUUUUGAAAAGAAUAACCUUGCGAAUAAGUUGAAACUAUUACCGCCAAGACGUGAUGAUAGCAAUGUAAUUAGCAAUAUAACCGAUGGUACAGAAUACAUAAGAGUAAAUUCUCGUGAAGACAGAGGGAAAUAUGACUUGACUUUAAUAUUAAAUACUGAUGGAUUAUCCUUGGUUAAAAGUGCAAACAGCCACUGCUGGCCUUUGAUGUAUACGAUUGCCGAGCUUCCGGAGAAUAUACGUGAAUCAUUUAUAAUAAUUUUGGGUUUAUGGUAUGAUUCAGAAUGCAAACCAAAUAUGAACACUUUCCUUCAGCCAUUUUGUACUAGAUUAAAAGAUCUAUAUUAUAAAGGUUUUAAAUGGAUACACCCGCAAACUAACGAAGAAUUUAUUUCAAAAGUUGUAGCUCCGUUAUUUAUUGCAGAUGCUCCAGCAAGAGCGAAUUUACAGAACAUUCUGUUGUAUAAUGGUACCUAUGGAUGCAACGUUUGUGAAAUAAUGACAAAAAAAUGUAAAAAAAUUGCAGGAAAAAAAACUACACGAAUAUAUCCAUUUGAAAAAAAUGACUCACUAUUGAGAACUAGCACAAGAAUGAUUAGACAAGCAGAAAUGCGAGAGGUUUUUGCCAAAGCCCACUGUAAAGGAGUUAAAGGACUUUCAAUAUUAUCAACGCUUCCAUUACUAGAUCUUGGAUCUUGUGUUUUACCUGAGUAUAUGCACUCAGUACUGCUUGGAGUUGUUAAGCAGUAUGCCAAUUUGUUACUGGAAAAACCAGGUCCAUGGAAUAUAAAAAAAGAUAGUGAUGAAAUUAAUCUAUUUAUGGAAAAUAUUGAACCUCCGCAAUCAUUCAACCGAUUGCCUCGACCAAUAACAGAUUUUAAGUAUUAUAAAGCUUCAGAGUUCUAUAAUUGGAUUUUAUUUUAUUCGUUACCAAGUUUAAUUGGUUUUUUACCGGACAAAUACAUGCAACACUUGAUGUUAUUAGUUAUGGCGUUAUAUGAUUUACUCCAGGAUCAAAUUCUUAUUCAACCGGAUCUAGAACGUGCUCAAAACUUCCUUGAUUUAUUUGUUGAACAAAUUCCAAUAUUGUAUAGUGACAGGGAAAUGACCUACAAUUCUCAUCAGCUAAAACAUCUUGGACUUUGUGUUAGACGGUGGGGUCCACUGCGGUCAACAUCUGCUUUCCCGUGGGAGAAUCAAAAUGGAUAUAUAGCUCAAUCCGUUCACGGAACUAAAAAUAUAGGUCAAGAAAUUGUUAAUAACUUAAAAAUUAUUCAAGGUGUACAAAUGCUUAAAUGUAAGAUAGAACAAACUAAUCACAAUGCAGAAGCUCGAAAGUUACAAAAUUAUUCGUUGUUGGGAAAUCCAAUUAAUUAUGAAGCCCACGAAAAUGAUCGCUUUUUGAUUAUAUCCGAAGGUUUUAUUGAUGAAAACUUGAAUAUUUAUGCUCGAGCAAAUAUUUUUGGAGAAGUAUACACAUCAACAUCAUACAAAACUAUUAAAACAAAUAGUUAUACAAUUGAAAUAAGAAAUUUUGAUAAUUCCUGUGUAUAUGGAAUGAUAAAAUUUUUUUUUUGAAAAAGAAAAUGAAUUAUAUUUUAUAAUUGAACGGUUUAAAGUAGAAAAUAAUAGAAUUAUGAUUCAUUCAAAAAUGCAAGUGACAGUAAAACAUAUUUUACCUAUAAUAGAAUCAGGUGAAUCAUUAUUAAUUAAACUAAGAGAUGUAAAAAGUAUUUUCCAGCUAGUAAGAGUAGGUAACUAUGUAUGUAAAAGACCAGAUAAAUCGAAAAGAAUUUGGUAAAAUUGUUUUAAAAUUAAAUUCUACUAAAAACGAAAAUUAUUGUACUUUGUAUAGAAUGGCACAAUAAAAUUAAAUUAAAAUUUUAUAAUUCUGUAUGUAUGAUAAAUUAGGCUCUACCUUAUUACACGACUAUUUAUUUAUAACAUUGUAAUUAUAGUACUCUAUAAAAAUCAGACGAAGUUAAGUACAUAGUUAAUAAAUAUGAAUAUAAGAAUCAUAAGUGAGUAACAAUUCA
Molecule: messenger RNA, 2971 nt
Organism: Microplitis mediator
Lineage: Eukaryota; Metazoa; Arthropoda; Insecta; Hymenoptera; Braconidae
Exons: 2
Coding region: 363-2513 (716 amino acids)
Source: RefSeq, a predicted model, not a curated record